Messenger RNA from Doryrhamphus excisus (bluestripe pipefish), 4865 nucleotides. The record is from RefSeq and is a predicted model, not a curated record. NCBI's taxonomy places the organism in Eukaryota, Metazoa, Chordata, Actinopteri, Syngnathiformes, Syngnathidae.
UAUUCUGUGCCAUUUUCUUUAAUUUAUUAUGAUUAUUCUGUUGCCUUUUUAUCGACACACUUUAAAAAAAAAAAAAAAGAAGAAGAAAAAGCUUGAAGAUGAAAUUUGGCCUUUUUCUGCAUUUGAGCUUUCUUGCAGGAACCAAGCAUCUGGUGUUGUUGUUUUCUUGUCGUCGUCCAGAUGUGAAGUGAUACGUGUUAAAUCUGGGAAUUUGAACACGCGGGGGAUUUACGUGAUGACCACAACGGUUGCCUUUUAUUCCACUUCUUUACGUGUCGACCAUGCAUUUAGCAAACAUCUCUUUAAUUGCUACGUGUUCACAGCGGCAGAGAUUGUAGAAGGUGUCGUGGGCGAGGACGGAUUGGCGCCAAACUCGAUAUGGCGCAGUCGGCGCUACGUUUUUCUCGUCGUCUCUUUGCUAAUGUUUUUAUUUGUUCUGUGUAUCGGUGUAUCACGUUGUACGGACAAGCCAAUAAAAUGUCAAAAGAAUGUCGCUUGUCGCUAUGCAGGGCUUGUUUCUCUUCGUUUUGUCGUCUUUUAUCUUUGACCCUGCAGUGACGGCGACCGUAGAAUCGAAAAGCAGUGCCACGUGUCUCUGUCCUGGCUGCUCAGUACAACAUGGCAGGAGGGACGUACGAGUCAACGAUAACGCGGACUGAAAUGACGCGCCAGAAGGGGGGGUCGAACCCUCCCAGCCUGGAACCCACGUUUUGCAGUGCAUCGGGCGGUGACGGACGGGGAGGAUCCGAGGCGGCGCCUGCUCGUCCGGCCACAAGAGUCGCUCUCUGCCCGCCUCCGCUUCACUGGCUCCGCGGUUCUCCUGCUCCUCCUCCUCCGGGCCGGGAAAGUCGGGGCGAACUCUUUGCCUUCGUUCCUGUCAGGCUCGUUGCUGCUCACCGGUUGGUAGGAGCUUCCACUCUGCUGUCCCGGUCGGCAUCGGGAGCAAGCCGAGACGCGCCCCCCCCACCUCGUCUUCGGCCCCCGCCGCUCGGUCUGGCCGGCGUCUGUCGCCCCAGCAGCAUGUCCGCCCCCGCCGGCGCGGAGGUGAAGGAGCUCAACCCGGUGGACUUCAUCCAGCUCCAGCAGUACAUUGAAUAUUGCAGCCUGAAGGUGAAAGACGUGCUGCGGGAGUUUGAUGCAGAUGGCCGCCUGGCCCGCCACAGACACGGAGAGUGCAUCGACGAGGAAGGCUUUGGUCUCUUCAUCAAGACUUACUUGGAAGUGGACGACUUCCCGGCAGAUCUGUGCCAGCGGCUCUUUCGCUCCUUCCAGAACUCGGAACCCGCCCAGCUCGACUGUGCCAAGGAAGUGUUCCUCAAGGAUGUUUCCUGUUACUUCUCCCUCCUGGAGGACGGUCAGCCACGGGACAAGUUGGAGUUCGCGUUCAAGCUCUACGACAGAGACGGCAACGGCGUCCUGGACAGCUCGGAAGUGGACAGAAUCAUCGCUCAGAUGAUGCACGCCGCCGAGUACCUGGGAUGGGACGUGUCCGAGCUCAGGCCGGUCCUGAAGGACAUGAUGAAGGCCAUCGAUGCUGACAGCAGCGAUACGGUGUCUCUGGAGGAGUGGGUGGAGGGGGGCAUGACCAACGUCCCCCUGCUGGUCCUCCUGGGCUUGAAGAUGACCCAGACGGACGGUCAGCACUUGUGGAGGAUGAAGCACUUCAACAAGCCGGCCUACUGCAACGUGUGCCACAGCAUGCUGCUGGGCCUCCGGAAGCAAGGCCUGUGCUGCACCUGCUGCAAGUACACCGUCCACGGCCGCUGCGCCAACAGGAACCCGGCCCCUUGCGCCAGGACCUACGUCAAGUCCAAGAAAGAGACAGGGGUUCCGGCCCACGACUGGGUGAGCGGCAACUGCGACUCCAGGAAGUGCGACAAAUGCCAGAAGAAGAUCAAGAGCUUCCAAGGCCUGACGGGCAAACACUGCGUGUGGUGCCACGCCAUGCGUCACGACGCCUGCGCCGUGCAGGAGCCCAGCGAGUGCACGUGCGGCCCGCUACGAGACCACAUCCUGCCUCCCUGGGCCGUCUAUCCCGUCAUCAAGGAAAGGACGGCCAACAAUGGCUGCUGCGCUCAGACGGACGACGCUGAGCUCAACACAACUCCCGACGGACAAAUCCUUCAGAUUAGCCCUGUGCCAAACACACACCCUCUUCUGGUCUUUGUCAACCCCAAAAGUGGAGGCAAGCAGGGGGAAAGGGUCCUGCGUAAAUUUCAGUAUUUGCUGAACCCUCGCCAGGUGUACAACCUGUCCAAUGGCGGCCCGGCGGCAGGCCUGAGCUUCUUCAAGGACCUUCAGGACUACAGGAUCCUGGUGUGCGGCGGAGACGGCACAGUGGGUUGGAUCCUGGACGCCAUCGACAAAGCCAACCUGCUGGUGAGGCCGCCCGUCGCCGUACUUCCUCUGGGCACAGGAAAUGACCUGGCUCGAUGUCUGCGGUGGGGAGGAGGGUACGACGGGGAGGACCUGAGUCGCAUCCUCAAGGACAUCGAGGGCAGCUCGGAGGUUCCGAUGGACCGCUGGAGCGUGCGCGUCGUCACCGACGAGGGCCAAGAGGAGGGCGACCCCGUGCCGUACGAAAUCAUCAACAACUACUUCUCCAUCGGCGUGGACGCAUCCAUCGCUCACCGCUUCCACACUAUGAGGGAGAAACACCCACAGAAGUUUAACAGCAGGAUGAAGAACAAGCUGUGGUAUUUCGAGUUCGCCACCUCGGAGACCAUCUCGGCUUCCUGCAAGAAGCUCGGCGAGAGUCUCAGCAUGGAGUGCUGCGGGACGCCUUUGGACUUGGGCGGCUUGUCUCUGGAGGGCGUGGCCGUCCUCAACAUUCCCAGCAUGCACGGCGGCUCCAACCUGUGGGGUGACACCAAAAAGGGGGACGCCAAGGGACCGAGCGCUACCGACGAGCCCGACGUCAUCGUGGACCCCGAGAUCCUCAAAGUGACCGGACAAGACCUCAGCGACCGCAGGCUGGAGGUGGUGGGCCUGGAGGGCGCCAUGGAGAUGGGCCAGAUCUACACGGGCCUGAAGAGCGCCGUCAGGCUGGCCAAGACCUCGCAGCUCACCAUCAGGACCAAGAAAGCCUUGCCCAUGCAGAUCGAUGGAGAGCCGUGGAUGCAGCCGCCAUGCACGAUCUACAUCACACACAAGAACCAAGCUAGCAUGUUGAUGGCUCCUCAGGCUAAAUCCUCCGGCUUCUUCAACUACAAAUAAAGGCAGACGCUAGCUAGCAUUAGCUCAGGGUACCAUACGGUGGUAUUUGUUAGUAUUCUUACAAAAUACUUAAAAACUGAAAUCCUAGGCUCAAUUUAGGCAUUUUUGUUUGGAAUCAAAAAGGAAAAUAAGAUGCCGUAAUUCAAAAUGAAUGUAUCGCCCCUUUAUUAGCAUAUAAAAACACUACUAUAAGACAGUACCAUGUGACUUCUCCCAGCCAAUCACAGAGGGGGAUGUGGUUAGCAGAAUGAAAAUGGAAGAAAAUCAUACUGAUAUAAUUUUUAAAAAUGUAAUGAUAAUUGUGUAAAAAUACCAAAAAAUGUGUGCUUAAAUUUUGAAAUUUUACUAAUUUUCCCCUAAUUUCUAUUUCUAAGUUUUUAUACGUUUUUAUCAGAAUACAAAUGUUACUAGAGUUGCCAGACUACUAGCCGAGAGCACCACAGGAUUGUUAGUAUUCUCCUGGUAUAAAAACUAAAACUUUUUUUGGAAACCAGAAAUUAAAACAACAACAAAUGAUUAUCUAAUUGAAAAUAUGUGAAAAUCAUACUGUUAGAAUGUUUUUAUAAAUGCAAUAAUUUUCCCUUUUUUCACCAUGAUUUUUAUGAUAUUUAAUAUUAGCAUUAAAGUAAAACUAAAACAAAAAGAUUAUGCAUUUCUAUAUAAAAUCAGAAAUGAAAAGAAUGGAAAUAAAAUGCCAUAUUUCACAAUGAAUGUAUCACCCUUUAUAGUCCAAUCAAACAGUACCAUGUGACUUCUCCCAGCCAAUCACACAGGGUUAGCAGCAUAGAAAUCGAAGAAAGUUUAAAAAAAAAAAAAAGAUAAUUAUAAGAAUUGUACAAUUUUUUUCUCUAAUUUUUAUUAUAUUAAAAAAUAGUCAGAAGACAAAUACUGCUAUGGUUGCUGUACUACUAGCUAAGGGCACCAUAUAUAAUUGUUAGUAUAUAAAACAACAGAUGCCUACAUUGUUUUUUUUUUUAAUAUAACAAUAAUUGCUUAAAAAUACACAAAAAUGUGGGCUUAAAGUUAGGAAUUUUAAUAAUGUUUUUCUAUAUUUUGAUUAUAUCUAAAAGCAUUUUGUCAGAAUACAAAUAAUGCUAUGGUUGCCCCCCACUGUCUCCAUUAUUGUACAUAGACCAGGUUUUCUAAAUAUAUGACGUCAUGCUACAGAAAAAUGGAAAAUGUUAAAAAUAAAAGAUGAGAAAAAUAACAUUUAUUCAAUACAAUCCUCCAAUGCUGCUGUGUAGGAUUUAGUGUGCUUGAGAAAAAGGUUCGCCGCUGCCUUUUCGAUUGCUUUUGUCUGGCUCGAGUCGACACACUGGGAGUGGUGCACACGUGCACUUUGCUAACAUGUCGUAUGUUGUUGUGUAGUUGUUCUUGUGGCUAAUAAAUCAUAACAUAAAUAAGAAUAAGAUGUUUGCAGAGGACCAGGAGCUGAGUGUUUGGUCUGUAAUUGUGUGUUUGUGUUGAGGAUGGAUGGAUUGUGUGUCAAUAAGGCAACGAUGUUGUCAUUUGUAAAGAAGUUUACGAAGAAAAGGAGAAACGAUGUGAGGAUAUUUGAAUAGAUAAUAUCAUAUUUAGAUUAUAUUUUGCUCAUGUGACUGCCCCGAGUAAGCCAAUGUGCAACUGUACUUAAUAAAAACCACAAAUUG